AUGCUUGUCGUAGGUUUGAGUGGCGGAGUGGCCACUGGUAAGAGUACUGUUUCGAACGUUUUUCGAGCGCAUGGAGUUCCAAUUAUCGAUGCGGAUCUAGUUGCUAGACAAGUUGUUGUUCCCGGAACGUCAACUUACAAACGUCUUCGUAAAGAGUUCGGAGAUGAGUAUUUCGAUGAUGAACAAGGAGGAGUUCUCCGAAGAGAUAAGCUUGGAAAGCUUAUAUUCAGCAACCCAGAGAAACGAAAGGCACUCAAUGCCAUAACUCAUCCGGCAAUCCAAUGGGAAAUGCUGAAACAAUUCCUAACUCUUCUUAUUACUGGAACGAAGUAUAUCGUAUUCGAUACACCACUUCUAUUCGAGAGUGGGUAUGACAAGUGGAUCGGCACAACUAUCGUUGUGUGGUGUGAGUUCGAAAAUGAAGUGGAACGAAUGAUGAAGAGAGACAAUAUAACAAGAGCUGAUGCGGAGGCGAGAAUUCAUGCUCAAAUGGACAUCGAGGAAAAGAAAAAGCGAGCCAAAAUCGUAAUCGAUAAUAAUGGAAAUAUAGAUGAGUUACGGGAGAAAGUCAAAGAAGUGAUUGCUCAAAUGGACAAAUCGUGGAAACCGUACAUCUUCCGUGUCGUCUUUGGACUAAUUCUCGGAGUCGUGCCAUACUAUUUCAUCAAACACAUGAGAUCUUAA
Messenger RNA from Caenorhabditis remanei, 684 nucleotides. RefSeq lists its product as uncharacterized. Gene Ontology annotation, biological process: coenzyme A biosynthetic process. Lineage: Eukaryota; Metazoa; Nematoda; Chromadorea; Rhabditida; Rhabditidae. The record is from RefSeq and is a predicted model, not a curated record. Bases 1 to 684 code for a protein of 227 amino acids. The transcript has 5 exons. Gene Ontology annotation, molecular function: dephospho-CoA kinase activity; ATP binding.